Messenger RNA from Myxocyprinus asiaticus (Chinese sucker), 2775 nucleotides. Its product is annotated as dickkopf-related protein 2-like. NCBI's taxonomy places the organism in Eukaryota, Metazoa, Chordata, Actinopteri, Cypriniformes, Catostomidae. The record is from RefSeq and is a predicted model, not a curated record. Gene Ontology annotation, cellular component: extracellular region. The transcript is spliced from 4 exons. Gene Ontology annotation, molecular function: receptor antagonist activity; co-receptor binding. Gene Ontology annotation, biological process: multicellular organism development; negative regulation of canonical Wnt signaling pathway. Bases 281 to 1012 code for a protein of 243 amino acids.
CACGCACGCACGCACGCACGCACGAGCAGGAAUUAACGCGCAAGUUUGCAUUGAUUUUAUAGGUACAGCAUCCAGACGCUUUAGGUCUCUCCACAUUUUGGCAAUUAUAAAAAUACCGGCAAAUAUUCAUGUGCCGCUUUUUCUCAUUGAUAUUAGAGAGUAUACUUGAUGGACACUAUAGACGGGAAUUUAAACUUUUUUGAAAGCCAUAGAGUUAUAAGGGACAUAAAAGAGGUCAAUAUAUUUUCAUUCAGCGUUUAAAAAGACGGCACCUAAAAGGAUGCUCAUGCUGACGCGGAGUCGGUGCUUUUGGAUGUCGGCGCUGAUGAUCACGGCAGUGCGGAUGGGAGGAACUCAAGGGAACGACACCGGAGCCCACGGGAACUCCAUCAGAUCACUGGAGCCGCUGAGCUCCGCCACUAACCGAUCCGGCGCUCCAUACAGCGGCAUCCCGAAGAAAGGCAACAUGCCCGCACAGGGAUACCCAUGCAGCAGUGAUCAAGAGUGCAUGGUGGGCAGUUACUGUCACAGUCCUCAACACGCCCCAUCUCACUGUAUCACCUGCCGCAGGAGAAAGAAGCGUUGCCACAGAGACACCAUGUGCUGCCCCGGCAACCUCUGCAGCAACUAUAUAUGCAUCCCCAUCACGGAGAGUGUAUUGACCUCACAUAAAUCACCUUUGGAGGAGCAUAACAAGCUUUCUAUCAAAGACAAAGGCUGGAGGAGGAAUGGGAAAGCUCAAGCCAAGAUCUCUCUUAAAGGUCACGAGGGCGACCCUUGCCUGCGAUCGUCCGACUGCUCGGAGGGCUACUGCUGCGCUCGUCACUUCUGGACGAAGAUCUGCAAGCCGGUGCUGCAACAGGGUGAAGUGUGCACAAAACAACGCAAGAAAGGCUUGCACAAUCUGGAGAUCUUCCAGCGCUGUGACUGUGCCAAGGGACUUGCCUGCAAGGUGUGGAAGGACGCCACCUCCUUCUCCAGGUCCAGACUUCACGUAUGCCAGAGGAUCUGAGACGGCGGGCCCCUGCAAAUAAGCUGCACCUUGGGGCCUGUGAGUCCUGCUGGCAAGAACUCCUCUUUCUAGGACUUACUCAGCUGUGAUAUGUGGAGAAAGGGUGAUAUACAGAUGAAUGUGUACCAGAACUGGUUGGGUUUGGGAUGGGAAUGAACCAAUGCAAUGGAUGCUCAAACACAGCCAUUGGGGUAGCUCUCCUGGCCUCUUUUUAAAAAUAUUUGCUGCACAUGUUUCACAGUAGCUAGGUGUAUUGAUUUGAAAGCCAUAUUUAUCACUAAUGUCUCGCUCACUCUGUCUAUUCAUUCAACAAACUGUGUUAUCAUAGUAUCAAAGCAGAACUUUUUAGUCACAAAAGAUUUAACAGGGAAAAUUCACUUUGAAUGUGCCCUCUGAUUGUGUCAUUUAUAUGCACAUGCAUUUUUUAGCACCCAAUUCAGUACAGGAAUUAAUGCAAAUCAGAUCAAUUUGCAUGGUGCAAUUUCACAAAUGUGCCUUAAAAUAAAAAUUCUGUUUUCUGCCAGCUUUCCAUGACAAUAGCGCAACAUUAAUUGCACCAGCCAAAUAGCGCUGACUUUUAUGAAUAAGGCACAAUCUAUAAUAAACCUAAUGUACAUAGAAAAGAGGCAUGUUUGCACGUCAUUGGCGCAGUGGUAUACCAGCCUAGUUAAAACCUGGUUAUGCUGAAUUGUGGAUGGUUAGUGAAUAAGAUAAAAGUAGUUUGUGCUACUGUUUAGUGAAUUCGCCCCUUAAUGAUAAAUAUAACCACUCUAUUAAAUAGUAUAAAGUCAAAAUAUGACAUUAGAAAAAUAGUUUUAUUGGAUCCUCAGGGUCAUGUACAUUAUCCCAGACUGGAGGCAAAGUCUGGCUUUAACUGUAGGGGUGAAACUCUGCUGUUGGCCAUCAAGAUAAGAUUAACCAAAUCCAAAUUUUUAGAGUCAGCCCCGGAAAGUGCCAAUCUCUAGAAGAACACAUAAUAUAAUGGGUUUUACAGGCCGUGUUUAAAGUUACCUUUGUUGUCACUGUUGCUGGGGAAAAGUUAGUGUACUUAGCCCACGUAGAUGAACAUAAAGCAAAGACCUUUUCCUAAAUACCAGACAUCUGCCACUCUGAAAGUGCACUUUGAGUAUGAUUGUACAAAGAUAUAUAUGUGUACAUGGCACCCAAACAAAAAAAAAUUAUGUAAUAGUAAAAACACUUGCCUGGGAAAUAUGAUCAUUUGUUUGAAUUUAUUCAUUUCGCAAUAGUUUUUAUCAGAUUAAUUUUGUCAGAAAUACUAAAUCGAUUCUGAUUAUCAAGGGAAGUUGUUUACAAUGGUGUUCAGUGAAUGUUCAGAUAUUAUAAUGUGCUUUUUUAAUUAUGACUUUAUGAAUCAUAUUCAUUGACCAUACUUUUUUGUGUGUUAAGUAUUAGUAUUUUUCCAAGAUCCACAACACCAUUUAGCUAAAAUACAAAAUAAUCAUAAAAACUGAUAAGCUCUUAUAUUGUAAAUAACAUGCAAAGAUUUCAAAGUGUAUUUAAAAAAGCAGUUGUAUAUCAUGUAUAUAUUGAUGAGAAAGGAACUCAUGAAUAAAGUUCCAUAAAGGCUUAAAACACGUUUUCUUUUUCUUUUUUUUUUUACUUCCGACUUCAUUUUUUAUAGUCUAGCGUGAGAUCCAUUUUGUCAGUCUCUAUAUUUUUACACCACAGAUAUGAAAAUAGCCAAGCAGAACUAUUACUAUUAAAUUAUUUUCAAAUCAUAUUUCUUAUAAAGCUCAUGUUGU